This is a messenger RNA of Hypanus sabinus (Atlantic stingray), 10112 nucleotides long. RefSeq lists its product as uncharacterized. Gene Ontology annotation, cellular component: cytoplasm. NCBI's taxonomy places the organism in Eukaryota, Metazoa, Chordata, Chondrichthyes, Myliobatiformes, Dasyatidae. Bases 295 to 8214 code for a protein of 2639 amino acids. The transcript has 28 exons. Gene Ontology annotation, biological process: positive regulation of inflammatory response. The record is from RefSeq and is a predicted model, not a curated record.
UGCACCUGAGCAGUGCUUUUUUUAAGCAGUCAGCAAUCGCCGUCCACGAGGGCCAGAGUAGCGACAGAAACAAGGGCACUAUGAACGCCUUGGUUGCAGAGUCGAAUGUUUGGAAUAAUUCAUGUCUUUGCAGAUGGAUGUUUUGCAGAAACUAACUCCGGAUUUUCGAACCACAGUCUACUUAAUUCGGCACAGCUUAUUUCAUUGAGCAAACAAGAACAGCUUUGAUGUUAUGUGAAACUUUUGCCCUUUGCUAAAUCUAUAAUCCGAGAAGUCGACAACAGGCAUGCCAAUAUGUGCAAGAGCAAGCACAGUUUUACUCUGUGGUCCAUCUUUUUCAUACUUAUGAUGGGGACAUUUGCUUAUCAGACGAAUAAAUCUACGCCUGAUCGUGCAAGACACAUGGUUAACGUUCUCGAAGAAGGUGGCCAAUCGAGGCGAACGACAUCGUUUGGUUUUCCUUUCCCUGAAGAUGCUGAAGUCCAUAACAGAGAAAUGAUGCACAACCAUAAAAAACCGGUUGAGUUUCGGGCCAGGAAAAUCAAUCCGGUUGCAGCGUUCGAAGGCUUUCUGGAGGACACAAUCAACCGUUGUUUGGGUGAACUUGGCUAUUGGUUGAGUGAUCUCGGUCUUUUCCCCUUGGAGCGACGGAGGAUGAAAGUGCCAGAUUGCACCCUGGAUAAUCCUCCGAAAGUGUCAGAAGCCCAUGGCACAGAAGACAACAACAACCGAUUUAAUGAAAUAAAUUCUCAGAGUCCGAUCCGCCAGAUGGGAAAAACAAGUCCUGCCAUUCGCGGGCAAGUUGAUCAGAAUGAAUCUGAUAUUGUUGACAACAGGUCUUCUGGAAAGGAGGUUAAGCGACUCCAGAAAAUGGUUAAAGAUGGACAACGAACAGGAUUAGAUGAAAACGCAGACUCAUGCAGAGUGAACGAAACGGAAUUUUGGCCCGAUCAGAGGAAGGGGAAAACAAGACGUGCCCUUCAAGGGCAGGUUGAUCAGAGUGAAUCUGAUAUUAUUGACAAAAGGUCUUCUGGAAAGGAGGUUAAGCGACCCCACAAAAUGGUUAAAGAUGGACAACGAACAGGAUUAGAUAAAAACGCAGACUCAUGCAGAGUGAACGAAACGGAAUUUUAUAGAGCAGCAAUGGAACAAAGGAUAUCGUAUGCUUUCCUUGCGAUUGCAUUCUUAGCAGGAUUGACUUUUGUAUGUUUUGUGUUACGCCAUUGGACUAAACAGCCAACUCAAAAAGAGGAAGUAUUUGAUACUCCGUGCAAUGCUAAAAAUACAGAAGAUAUUGUAAGGCAUCAGUUCUAUGAACAUGCAAGUAGAAACUGGAACCUAAGCACUCCAGAUUAUCAAGGAAACGCUGAGUCAUCUGAAGUAAUAGGCCGGGAGACACAAAAAGAAAAUGAACAACCGCAGAAAGACCGGAGCCAAUCUGAUAAUUAUUCUAAAGAAAAACUGGAUUCUGGUGAAGACCAGGCCGAAUCUCCUACAUGGACUGUGCAACAGCCUGCCUCCGAAACCGAAAGAACGAUCGCCAGUAAAACUAAUGACGUUCAUCCAUCGCCAAUAUCAGAAGCGGGGAUGCGGUAUCCCGACGGGAACAAAGGUGGAAAGGAGUUCAAAGGACACGAUGGCUCGCCACAAGAAAUAAACCGGGGAGCAUCAAAUGAAAAUGAACAACACCAGAAAGACCGCCCUCAAUCUCAUAAUGGUUCCAAGCAAAAUCUUGAUGCUGAUCGAUAUCAGGCCAAAUCUCAGCCAUGGACUUUGAAACAACCAGUUCACGAAAGCAAAGAAACCAUCGACAAGAAUGUCGAUGAAGAUCAAACAUCGUCAACACAAGGAGCGGAGAUGCAAAGCCCAAAAGAGAAUAUUGAUGGGAAUGGGUUUAAAGGACACGCUGGCAUGCCUCAAGAAAUAACGCCGGAAGCAUCAAAUGAAAAUGAACAACACCAGAAAGUCCGCCCUCAAUCUCAUAAUGGUUCCAAGCAAAAUCUUGAUGCUGAUCGAUAUCCGGCCAAAUCUCAGCCAUGGACUUUGAAACAACCAGUUCACGAAAGCAAAGAAACCAUCGACAGGAAAGACGAUGAAGAUCAAACAUCGUCAACACAAGGAGCGGAGAUGCAAAGCCCAAAAGAGAAUAUUGAUGGGAAUGGGUUUAAAGGACACGCUGGCAUGCCUCAAGAAAUAACGCCGGAAGCAUCAAAUGAAAAUGAACAACACCAGAAAGACCGCCCUCAAUCUCAUAAUGGUUCCAAGCAAAAUCUUGAUGCUGAUCGAUAUCCGGCCAAAUCUCAGCCAUGGACUUUGAAACAACCAGUUCACGAAAGCAAAGAAACCAUCGACAGGAAAGACGAUGAAGAUCAAACAUCGUCAACACAAGGAGCGGAGAUGCAAAGCCUAAAAGAGAAUAUUGAUGGGAAUGGGUUUAAAGGACACGCUGGCAUGCCUCAAGAAAUAACGCCGGAAGCAUCAAAUGAAAAUGAACAACACCAGAAAGACCGCCCUCAAUCUCAUAAUGGUUCCAAGCAAAAUCUUGAUGCUGAUCGAUAUCCGGCCAAAUCUCAGCCAUGGACUUUGAAACAACCAGUUCACGAAAGCAAAGAAACCAUCGACAGGAAAGACGAUGAAGAUCAAACAUCGUCAACACAAGGAGCGGAGAUGCAAAGCCUAAAAGAGAAUAUUGAUGGGAAUGGGUUUAAAGGACACGCUGGCAUGCCUCAAGAAAUAACGCCGGAAGCAUCAAAUGAAAAUGAACAACACCAGAAAGACCGCCCUCAAUCUCAUAAUGGUUCCAAGCAAAAUCUUGAUGCUGAUCGAUAUCCGGCCAAAUCUCAGCCAUGGACUUUGAAACAACCAGUUCACGAAAGCAAAGAAACCAUCGACAGGAAAGACGAUGAAGAUCAAACAUCGUCAACACAAGGAGCGGAGAUGCAAAGCCCAAAAGAGAAUAUUGAUGGGAAUGGGUUUAAAGGACACGCUGGCAUGCCUCAAGAAAUAACGCCGGAAGCAUCAAAUGAAAAUGAACAACACCAGAAAGACCGCCCUCAAUCUCAUAAUGGUUCCAAGCAAAAUCUUGAUGCUGAUCGAUAUCCGGCCAAAUCUCAGCCAUGGACUUUGAAACAACCAGUUCACGAAAGCAAAGAAACCAUCGACAGGAAAGACGAUGAAGAUCAAACAUCGUCAACACAAGGAGCGGAGAUGCAAAGCCUAAAAGAGAAUAUUGAUGGGAAUGGGUUUAAAGGACACGCUGGCAUGCCUCAAGAAAUAACGCCGGAAGCAUCAAAUGAAAAUGAACAACACCAGAAAGACCGCCCUCAAUCUCAUAAUGGUUCCAAGCAAAAUCUUGAUGCUGAUCGAUAUCCGGCCAAAUCUCAGCCAUGGACUUUGAAACAACCAGUUCACGAAAGCAAAGAAACCAUCGACAGGAAAGACGAUGAAGAUCAAACAUCGUCAACACAAGGAGCGGAGAUGCAAAGCCCAAAAGAGAAUAUUGAUGGGAAUGGGUUUAAAGGACACGCUGGCAUGCCUCAAGAAAUAACGCCGGAAGCAUCAAAUGAAAAUGAACAACACCAGAAAGACCGCCCUCAAUCUCAUAAUGGUUCCAAGCAAAAUCUUGAUGCUGAUCGAUAUCCGGCCAAAUCUCAGCCAUGGACUUUGAAACAACCAGUUCACGAAAGCAAAGAAACCAUCGACAGGAAAGACGAUGAAGAUCAAACAUCGUCAACACAAGGAGCGGAGAUGCAAAGCCUAAAAGAGAAUAUUGAUGGGAAUGGGUUUAAAGGACACGCUGGCAUGCCUCAAGAAAUAACGCCGGAAGCAUCAAAUGAAAAUGAACAACACCAGAAAGACCGCCCUCAAUCUCAUAAUGGUUCCAAGCAAAAUCUUGAUGCUGAUCGAUAUCCGGCCAAAUCUCAGCCAUGGACUUUGAAACAACCAGUUCACGAAAGCAAAGAAACCAUCGACAGGAAAGACGAUGAAGAUCAAACAUCGUCAACACAAGGAGCGGAGAUGCAAAGCCCAAAAGAGAAUAUUGAUGGGAAUGGGUUUAAAGGACACGCUGGCAUGCCUCAAGAAAUAACGCCGGAAGCAUCAAAUGAAAAUGAACAACACCAGAAAGACCGCCCUCAAUCUCAUAAUGGUUCCAAGCAAAAUCUUGAUGCUGAUCGAUAUCCGGCCAAAUCUCAGCCAUGGACUUUGAAACAACCAGUUCACGAAAGCAAAGAAACCAUCGACAGGAAAGACGAUGAAGAUCAAACAUCGUCAACACAAGGAGCGGAGAUGCAAAGCCUAAAAGAGAAUAUUGAUGGGAAUGGGUUUAAAGGACACGCUGGCAUGCCUCAAGAAAUAACGCCGGAAGCAUCAAAUGAAAAUGAACAACACCAGAAAGACCGCCCUCAAUCUCAUAAUGGUUCCAAGCAAAAUCUUGAUGCUGAUCGAUAUCCGGCCAAAUCUCAGCCAUGGACUUUGAAACAACCAGUUCACGAAAGCAAAGAAACCAUCGACAGGAAAGACGAUGAAGAUCAAACAUCGUCAACACAAGGAGCGGAGAUGCAAAGCCUAAAAGAGAAUAUUGAUGGGAAUGGGUUUAAAGGACACGCUGGCAUGCCUCAAGAAAUAACGCCGGAAGCAUCAAAUGAAAAUGAACAACACCAGAAAGACCGCCCUCAAUCUCAUAAUGGUUCCAAGCAAAAUCGUGAUGCUGAUCGAUAUCCGGCCAAAUCUCAGCCAUGGACUUUGAAACAACCAGUUCACGAAAGCAAAGAAACCAUCGACAGGAAAGACGAUGAAGAUCAAACAUCGUCAACACAAGGAGCGGAGAUGCAAAGCCCAAAAGAGAAUAUUGAUGGGAAUGGGUUUAAAGGACACGCUGGCAUGCCUCAAGAAAUAACGCCGGAAGCAUCAAAUGAAAAUGAACAACACCAGAAAGACCGCCCUCAAUCUCAUAAUGGUUCCAAGCAAAAUCUUGAUGCUGAUCGAUAUCCGGCCAAAUCUCAGCCAUGGACUUUGAAACAACCAGUUCACGAAAGCAAAGAAACCAUCGACAGGAAAGACGAUGAAGAUCAAACAUCGUCAACACAAGGAGCGGAGAUGCAAAGCCUAAAAGAGAAUAUUGAUGGGAAUGGGUUUAAAGGACACGCUGGCAUGCCUCAAGAAAUAACGCCGGAAGCAUCAAAUGAAAAUGAACAACACCAGAAAGACCGCCCUCAAUCUCAUAAUGGUUCCAAGCAAAAUCGUGAUGCUGAUCGAUAUCCGGCCAAAUCUCAGCCAUGGACUUUGAAACAACCAGUUCACGAAAGCAAAGAAACCAUCGACAGGAAAGACGAUGAAGAUCAAACAUCGUCAACACAAGGAGCGGAGAUGCAAAGCCCAAAAGAGAAUAUUGAUGGGAAUGGGUUUAAAGGACACGCUGGCAUGCCUCAAGAAAUAACGCCGGAAGCAUCAAAUGAAAAUGAACAACACCAGAAAGACCGCCCUCAAUCUCAUAAUGGUUCCAAGCAAAAUCUUGAUGCUGAUCGAUAUCCGGCCAAAUCUCAGCCAUGGACUUUGAAACAACCAGUUCACGAAAGCAAAGAAACCAUCGACAGGAAAGACGAUGAAGAUCAAACAUCGUCAACACAAGGAGCGGAGAUGCAAAGCCUAAAAGAGAAUAUUGAUGGGAAUGGGUUUAAAGGACACGCUGGCAUGCCUCAAGAAAUAACGCCGGAAGCAUCAAAUGAAAAUGAACAACACCAGAAAGACCGCCCUCAAUCUCAUAAUGGUUCCAAGCAAAAUCUUGAUGCUGAUCGAUAUCCGGCCAAAUCUCAGCCAUGGACUUUGAAACAACCAGUUCACGAAAGCAAAGAAACCAUCGACAGGAAAGACGAUGAAGAUCAAACAUCGUCAACACAAGGAGCGGAGAUGCAAAGCCCAAAAGAGAAUAUUGAUGGGAAUGGGUUUAAAGGACACGCUGGCAUGCCUCAAGAAAUAACGCCGGAAACAUCAAAUGAAAAUGAACAACACCAGAAAGACCGCCCUCAAUCUCAUAAUGGUUCCAAGCAAAAUCUUGAUGCAGAUCGAUAUCAGGCCAAAUCUCAGCCAUGGACUUUGAAACAACCAGUUCACGAAAGCAAAGAAACCAUCGACAAGGAUGUCGAUGAAGAUCAAACAUCGUCAACACAAGGAGCGGAGAUGCAAAGCCCAAAAGAGAAUAUUGAUGGGAAUGAUGUGAAACGACAACACAGAAACAAUCUCGGAACCGAGAGUAUGGAACAAAACUUGCCCAAGGCGCGUUUAAUUUCUGACAUCUACGUUGAGCCAAAGAUUACAAUGAAACAACAUGAACAUGAAAAUUUAACAGGAGAAACAAAUACGCAUAUUUGUGAAGUGGAGUACAAUGAAUCAUUCACACUAAGCAACAUUGAAUCUGAUGAAACCACCAUCAGCGUUGUCUAUGGAGCUGCAGGGAUGGGGAAAACAACCCUAAUACAAAAGAUAAUCAAUGAUUGGGCCAGGGAAGUGAAAUUUCGGGAAUUCGAUUUUGUCCUUCCUUUCAAAAUUCAGAACUUAAAUGCAAUAAAAUCUCCAAUAGCGUUAAGUACGUUGAUCAUUGACUCAUAUCCUUACUUCAAAGAUUAUCUGGAUCAUCUAUGGAGUGAACCCAAAAAGUUAUUGUUUAUAUUUGAUGAGCUGGACCAAUUGUAUCGAACAUUCACUCUCCCUGAUACUCAUAGGAACGUGGAUCCACGAUUCAGAGGUACGGACACAGAGUCUAAAUAUCUUGUAUGCGAUAUCGUACGCUGUCUCCUACAGGGUGAAUUUCUGAGAGGUUGCUCAGUGCUGAUCACAACUCGAGAUUGGAAACUGGACGUUCUCCAUCACGCAACAACAGAUUCAACUUUCGAACUUAUGGGAUUCACUUCUGAGAAAGCAAAACAGUAUUUUCGCCGUUAUCUCCGCAAUGGACAGAGAGCAAAUACAAUUUUGGAAUUCAUUGAGCAGAGCAACAUAUUGUGUAACAUGUGUAGUGACCCUCUGUUUUGUGUCACCCUCGCCUCGUCACUGGAGUCUUUUCAGGCACAAGGAGAAGAACAGACAACAAUCCCCAUCGGAAUCCAUACCCAGGUGCUCUCUGACUACGUCGCACAACUUCUCGCAAAAUGUGGUUACGACGGUAAUACAAACCAGAAGUGUUUAAGUCUAGUUGGCGAACUGGCAGACAAGGGAAUUAAACAAAACACACUUUUGAUUGAAGGCAACGCAUUAACAGCUUUGGAUUCCUGUCCCCCCAUGUUUAUCUCUGCAUUUCUGUACCAGGAUCCAGACAAACAGAGUGAUGGUGUUAUUUACGAAUUCAGGCACUCUGUUUUACGAGACUUCCUUGCUGCACUUACCAAUGUCCUAAAUGCUCCAGUAUCUCGACUGAAACAGAUACUACAUGAACGACCUACAGACAUUACGGGGAGAUUCAGUAUAUUUUCAAUUUUUCUUGUCGGCCUGUCUUCUCGGAAGUCAACAGAUCGCCUAGAGAGGGAACUGCAGACAUUCCGCACUGAAGUUACUUCAUGCAUCUCCGAAUGGCUCUCACAAAGUGUCAGCAGACGCUUGAAGGACAUGGAUACGAAGCAUACUCAAAGAAUGUUUCUUUGCAUAUUGUACUGCUUACUUGAAUUUAGAGAUAAUGAAAUAAUGAAGGAAGUGCUGAAUCUCAUUACAAGCAUUAAAUUAAAUCACCUUCGUCUCAAAUCUCCCGACUGUAUUGUUUUAUCCAGAACAUUAAUGUCCCUUCAAAUGAUUCAAGAACUGGACCUCAGUUCGUGCUUUGCACAACCAGUGGCAAUUUGGAAACUGGAAGAAGUGCUGCCCAGAUGUGUAAUUCUCAGAUUGAACCAGAAUAACCUACAAGAUUCUGGAGUGAAGCGCCUCUUCGAUGUUCUCAAAAACAGUAACGUAAAAACACUGGCGCUGAAAUCUAACCAUCUUACAGACAAUUGUCUGGAGAGUGUCUUCUCUGCUCUGACUAAAAACACUUCCCUGAUGCAGCUGAACCUGAGCAAUUCCAGUCAGGAUGGAAAACAGACCAAUCAAUUUACUGAUGAAAAACUGAAAUAUCAUUAUGAGAGAUCCGCUCAGCAGAAGGAAAUCAAAUGGCUACGCAUUAAAGAUAUUGGACAAGACUUCACACGGUCCAGCAAAGAAUCAAACUGUUUAACCCUGAUAACAGACUGAACGUCUAUAAAAUUUUACAUUUCAUAUGAAACUGUAUUUGAUGAUAUGGACCGUUUACUUCAUCGCAGCCUGGCGAUAUGGAACAGAAUCUGAUGUGGACCGUUUAGUUCGAUUCAGCAUGGUGAUAACGCGAGGACCUUUGACACUGUAGAGAACUGAAAACUUAAAGGAAGUUCUCAAAUAUUUAGAGCAAACACGAGGAAAGCUGCAGAUGCUGGAAAUUCAAACAACACAAACAAAAUGCUAUUGGAACACAAAGGCCAAGCAGUUUCUAUAAGGAGAAGCGCUGUUGACGUUUCGGGCCGAGAUCCUUCGUCAGGACUGACGAAGCGUUCUGUAUUUGUUUUUCUCAACUAGUUUGGAGUUUUGCUUUUUGAAUUAAUAACAUAGUGGCGUUGGUAGAAUGGUGGAGUUCGCACAUCAGUUUAGCAACUAUUAAUUGUGAGGCUUGAAUAAAUAGUGAAACGUAUCCAAAGGUAGCCGAGCUCUGCAAAGUUUCAAUCAUUUUUCGCCUUACGUUACCCAUUUUAUAGCAAUAUUUAUUUUCUAAUCUGGUAUCAGGGUCUCAGACCGAGGUAUUGCCCAGUGUAUGGAUAAUUUAAACGCUGGCCCCGGCAAUCCGAGCUUCGGGAUCUGAGGCGAGGAUUGCGUAAGCCUGUGUCCGGCGACUGUCUUUUCUGCGAAUUUUGCAGCGUUUUUGCCCUAUAAAUAGGAUCAACUGAAAUAUUUAUCAUCGGUCGACGGCUGCUACAUUGAGGCGAUCUUACAUGGUUCGGAAUGUGGUCCUUUGCAUCAUGUGAGCAGCUUUUUCCAUUAUUUUAUGAGUGUUUAUUUCUUAAUAUGCUUCUUCGGUUUCUUACUUUGUGACUGUCAGUAAACAAAUCAUAAGGUGAAUAAUUUAUACAUUAUUCCAUAUUAGAUGUAUUUGAAUUUUAUGUCUCGAAUCUUGAUGUCAACCCUUGUAUCAAAGCAAUGUGCAGGAAAUAAAUAACAAUCCGGAGAAAACCUGCACGUGCUGUGAAUCCAAUCAACUUACAGAAAAUACUGGAGGAACUCAACAGGCCAGGCAGGAUCAAUGGAAAAGUGGAAGCGGUCAACAUUUGGUACCGAGACUCUUUAGCAGGACUGCAGAACAAAAAAGAUAAGGAGUUAUGGUUAAAAGGUUCAGGGAGGGGAGUAAGGAACACAGUUUGAAAGGUGAACCUGGUUGGGUAGAUGGUUACAGUAAAGAUCAGGAGAGCUGAUUGGCGAAUGAGAUUGACAUACCGGGCUGCAUAAGGGGAAAUCUAAUAGGAAAGGACAGACGGCCAUGGAAGAAGCAAAAAGGGGAGGAGCACCAACACAACAGGGAGGCAAUGGGCAGGCAAGAACAGAAAGUGAGAUAGUGAGAAGGACGGGAACUGGAAAAGGGGGUGGUGUGUUCUCAUUGCUGGGUUCCGGAAAUUGAUGCACAUGACGUCAGUUUUGAGGCUACCCAGACAGAAUAUAAGAUUUUACUUCUAUAUCCAUCGAUCCAUCCAUUCCUCCCCGCUUAGCUCCCUCCUAGCACUUAUUUUAGCAGACAGAUAUUGCUUUAAUAUUUUUUGGUACAUUGCCAGAAGAUCGUCUGAAUAGAAUUGUACAAGCAUUGGAUAGAAUCACCGAUAUCGAGUUGCACAGCGGUACGUUAAACCACCAUUAGCGAGUGGCAUCGGCAAUUAACGAUGUCGCGGACAGCAUUACUGAUCGCCCUUAAAUGAGUGGCACAGGACGGAAUUAUAUCUGGAGGUAUAGAUAACGUCUUUAGGCGUGCUAUAUUAAGGCAGAUAUACGAGAGAUUGAAGACUGCUUAAAUUUUGCCAAUGAACAAUGUAGCCGUUAUUAUUAAUUGUUAGAAUUACUUUUAAAAAUAAAUUGUU